AUGGGUAGCGAAAGGGUCAAACGACGGGAAGGAAAACCCUCAGACAAUAAGCGUCACAGUGAAACCCAAAGCCCCAAAGAGUGGGGACAGUACGAAGAGCAUGACGUUUACAAGGGAGCGUUUCAUAAAUUCUUCGACCGAGAUACACACACGCACGGGGGUAAAAAAAAAGUUGACCAUAGCAAUAGCAGUCUACCUGUCAUCAAAAAUCAUGGAUGGCGAAUCGAACGCGAAUAUGAACCGCCUGUGAAUUACACCAGAGGAAGUUCGAAAACCGUUGGGCGGAAGAUUGUUUUGGGAAUUUCAAUGGCUCCGCCUAAGGGGUCGGCCGUCAUCCGCUUUUCAUACAGCAAUUUUCUUUCGUUGCCGGUCGAAGCCACAGCCGAAACUUUAUCCAUCAUGCGAAAAUCGUCCCUGAGCCAGGCCGCAGUGUUUAUGCCGCAUUGCGCAUUCCUUCAUCGCAGGAUCAUGAACGAAAAAGGCCGAUAUUGA
Molecule: messenger RNA, 492 nt
Organism: Guyanagaster necrorhizus
Lineage: Eukaryota; Fungi; Basidiomycota; Agaricomycetes; Agaricales; Physalacriaceae
Exons: 3
Coding region: 1-492 (163 amino acids)
Source: RefSeq, a predicted model, not a curated record